Messenger RNA from Silurus meridionalis, 4157 nucleotides. RefSeq lists its product as uncharacterized. Gene Ontology annotation, biological process: neuron projection development. The transcript is spliced from 3 exons. Lineage: Eukaryota; Metazoa; Chordata; Actinopteri; Siluriformes; Siluridae. The record is from RefSeq and is a predicted model, not a curated record. Gene Ontology annotation, cellular component: plasma membrane. The coding region runs from base 717 to 2120 and encodes 467 amino acids.
UUACCCUUUGGAACAGCCGAGACUCACCUGUUGGAAGGAGUGCCAUUUCCACUCAAAGCUGCAGUAAUUUUAAAAUAGGCAAACUGCACACACUACAGAAAGACUGGGAACCUCUUUCAACAAAGGGUGGAUACAGGGACACUGACUGCCUGAGCGUUCUGUCCUUAUAUCACUGUAUGUCCUCUUCAUCUCAAUGUCCAGCCCCACCCUCACCCCCAUAUAAACACCACUCCCUCACUCUCCUCCCUCUACCUCUCCCUCACUCGAUUUUUCUCUCACAUAGAAACACACCAUUUUAAACCCCCAUGUAGGCUGGGGAUUUAAAGAUCUCCACUGAGGCAGGCUUGUAAUCAGAUGAAAGACGAUAUUAUCCCAACGAUCCCUUCAUCUUUUCCACUGCUGGAAAGGAGCUAAAGAGAAGGAGAAGGAGGAGACUCUGGGCCAGGAGGGGUGGGGUCUGACAGAGUGACUGAGUGAAAAAGGAAAGGAGGGGUUCACCUGUGGAUGUGUAUGGGGAAAAGAGACAAGACUGUAGCUGCCUGCCCCCUUUCAAGGUCCCACAUAAACACUGAGAUGUCUGCACACCGACAUUAGGGGAAGGAAGAAAAGACAAGAGGACAAGAGAAGCCUGAGAGGAACUGGGGAAUUGGCAUUGCAGAGAGAAAGAUCAAGAAGAGAACAUAAAAAACAUUUGCAAUUCUCAUCAAAGGUAUUUAAUGGCAGAGACUGGGUGCCCUGUGUCUGACCUGUUUCCACUGGGGUGCACCAUCUCAUCAAACCCUACUGUCACUAAUGGCAUUAUUAAUCCACUUUCUGCUGAACUGAAGGACAUCAAGCCAGAUGAGCUCCAGAGGAGUUCUAGUGAAAUACAUGAAAAUAUAUUAACAGAUGGAGGGCAUACAAAAGAAAAAGACAACUGUCCUCCCAAUGCCGCUCAUCCUCAGAGUAUUUCCGAGGUUCACAUAUCUGAUCAAGCGGAUGCCCAGAUGGCAUUGGGUGUGAUUUAUCCAAAUGAACAGGUAUCAGUGGCUCUUACACUUUCCUCAUCACACAGAGACAUAGUAGAAGAAAACCUGCCCCCAAACAAGAAUUAUUUUCAUUGGAGCCACUCAGAUAUCAAUCAAGUACAGCAAAAAGAACAUCUUGAUGCUGUUCAAGGUGAAACAAUUGAGCCUACAUCGUUAAAUAAGAACCAGGAAGCACCCACUCUGUCCUUAGUUUGUAAGGAGCCCAUGCAUACACAGCAAAGCAACAGUGUCACCACUUUCUGUAGAACAGCAAGCAGCCCAAUCAGGCCAAACUUUGUUCAGGUUUCCUCCUCUGGCUGUGCUCAUGUAUCAGGACAGCUUGCCAGGGACAUAACACCAGCUAGGUUUGAAGCAGCUCCUUGCUGCAGCCCAUACAAACAUGGAGCUGUUGAGGACACAUUUGCUGCCUACUGUCAUCCCCAGCCCAUACCUGCUCCUGCCCAACUUGCACCACGACUAAUGAACUUGGAAGGAGAUUGCAAGGGGCAGAAAACAGGACCAACCUUGUUAUCUCUUCCCCCACUUGUUUCCUCAAUCAGUGAAACAAGACUGGAUUCCAAAAGACUGGCCCACUGCUGCAGCCUGGACUGUAAGUGGCCUAGUCCUUUGUGCCAACCUGGAAGUCAACAGCAAUCGGUAAAACAAGUUAGAAUCACGAGAGAUGCAGGGACCAUGACCUCCUACAGGGAGCUAAGGGACAUAGGGGUGCAGGUUGGUCAGGACUCCAGGGAAGACAGGUCACCUCAACAUGUCUUCCCAAAAGUGUGUCUGGUGGAAGAGAAUGAGAAUGGACACAACAAGGCUGCAGAGCAGCUGAAAACUCCAGUAAAGGAUGUAAAGUGGGACUCGGAAGGAAUGACAUGGGAGGUCUAUGGUGCCUCAGUUGAUCCUGAGGAACUGGGCUUGGCUAUUCAGAAGCACUUGGAGUUGCAGAUCAAGGAGACAGCAGGAAAAGCAGCAAGAAUCUCACAGUUGAACACAACCACCUCACAACUGCCACAUGAGAAAAGAGAGAGUAAGAGGAGGAGAGGAAUAAUGGCAGCUCUUCGUCCUUCAGUUUGCUGUAGCCGCACCUCUACUGCAGUGGACUAACCUGAGUUUUGUAUUAUUUUUCAAGCAUCAUGGAUUUCUCAGAUAUUGUAAAUGAUGUAUGAAGAAGGUUAUAUUUAAAGUACAACACUGGACAAGUGAGAACAUGUGCCUAAGUCUUCCUUUUGGUUUCAUAACCUCAUGCAUUGAUUUACAAAAAUUUUGAUUGACCUUAAGUGCUAAUUGUUUUGUAUAUAAUUCCACAUGUUUGCCAGUCCAUCAGUGGAGCACCUUAUUUCUUAUUGCAGUACAUAUUUGGUCUUUUACUCUUAAACAGCAGGGUUAUAGCUUUUGAGGGUAUUAUGUAGUAAGCUUACAACAGAUAAACUAAUAAUACUCAAGUAAGAUCACAGGCUAUGGCCAAGUUAACUAAUAAAUCCCAGAACUUUUUAAUUGGGGGUAACAAUUCUACAAACCUGUCAAAAAAUGAGUACUCCCAAAGAUUUUUUUCUUAAUUCAUUUUAGUUCAAGAGGUACAAAAAAACUGAUACUGAGCUUUGGCCAUUAGCUGACUUACAAUUUUCCAAGGAGCAAAUUACAAAAAAAAAAUCUAUGUAGCAAAGUGGCCAAAAAAGUAUCCUUGCUAUUUAAGAGUGUUCUGAAAAUGUUUAAAGCUUUAAACAGUAAAUAUUUAAAACUACAUGUUUAUGAGAAUCCAGAGAUCAAAACAAGAGCUAUGUAUCGCUGUAGCACCCUCUGGGUUGAGUGAAACAGCACUGAAACCUAUCAAAACCAUUUUUAUGACCACUCUUUCUUUUUUCACAUUGCAUCAGUUAUUGUAGAUAUUCUGUCAUGCUGGAAAUAUGUUGCUUGGUUGUUCUAAGCAUCUUGUGCUUGGAGAGCCUGCUUUAUCUUUAAAUUAUGUUUUCAAAAAAACUCAGUAAUAAUAAUAAAUAGAAAGGUUAUACCUAAAUCAUAGCAUACAAUACAAUAGAUGCUAGGUUUGGGGAAACCCUUAGUGGAAUGAAUAAUUCUUUAAUAUUCUUUGAUUAAAUGAGAUGAUACUUAUAUACAGGGAAAACAUCUCAAAGCAGAGUAUUUUGUCAUUUAAAAAGAGAAAUCCUAAUCUACAAUAUAUGAACUCUCUGUCAAUACAUAACAGACCAUUUUUACUUUUGCAUGUUGCUCAUUAAGGUUGCAUCAUUUACAGUGACCUCAGUCUGGUUAAUUGCUUUUGUCAGGUAUAUGUUCAAGAUGAACAUAUGAACCACAUUCUCAUCCAUGUGUCAAAAAUAUUAGCAAACUUUACUAAUAUUUACAGCAAGCAUUUAAUUGGGUAACUUGUGAGACUGGUAUUAAAAAGAAAGAAUCUUAAAACUCCUUUCAAAACAAACAGGAGAAGUUAAUGUGCUGUAUGUAGCAGCACUGUGAAGAGAGGCAAAAUUGUUAAAAGCUGAAUUGUUGCACCAUCUGUUGGUCUAAACAUUUCUCUGCCUUUUAUUUUGCCUGUGAUUAUUAUAACGAUAGUACAAGAAAGAAGUAUCAGGAUAACCUGAACAUUCAGUCCUUGAUUUGUGGGAAAAGAGAAAGCAUAAAUGUGUGUUUAUAUUUUGGAUGUGUGUAUAUUAUAUAUAUAACAUAUAGCAGCAAUAUAAUAUCAAUAAAAAUGCAAAUAAAAUUGAAAUAGUAAAAAACUAACACAACUAAUACAUUAAAAUUUAAUUCAUGGACAUCAUUUCAACACAUAUGAUGAACAUUUUUAUUGGUAAUAUUCAUGGUUAAAAAAAAAAGUGAAAAUGAAUUCAAUAAUAUAUAUUCAUUUGAUACAAAUUGGUAAUUAAUUCAGCAGUAAAAACACUAAGUGUGAGAGUGAGACAGUGUAUUUUGUUCCCAAGAAGUGUUUCUACCAUUUAUUACUAGAGCUGAACUAAUACUGAACACUGAUCCAUAGCGUCACACCAUAAUCUUGAUAGGAUGUCUUAAUCUUAAUGUCUAUGACUUCACAUUUUGAGAUGCACAGAUAUAGUUGUGAUGCUUUGUAAUUGUGUAAUGAUUGUGUUUAGGACAAAUAAAUACUCUUUAUUGAUUUUGUAGUGAGAA